AACCCGGAGAGGACAGAAUCAGUCAUCUGAAUUGAUCUCAAGUAAUUGGAGGCAGAGGGAAGAGAAGUCAAUGGACCGUGCAAAGCAGAACCAACAGCUGCUACCAGUCUCCAGGUAUAAGGAAAGAAAAAUCCUGCUGACUUCAUGAGCAGAAUCACUCUCUGUCAGCCACAUUAUCAGCUUCAGAGCUCUCUGGCUUUUUUGCCAUCACCUGCCAUCAGGAAUGGCAUCAGAUAAGUCUGUCCGUGGGAUGCUCUUUCUGUCGCUCACAGUUGUUGGAGUUCCCGGGAAUAUUGCGGUCAUUGUUGCCUUCCUCCUCCUGAUCCGCCAGGAGAGCCUGCUCCUCGCAGCAGAUGCCAUCGUUCUCCACCUGGCCUGUGCCAACCUGUUGGUGGUGCUUGUACGCUGUCUGCUGGAGAUGCUAGCCUCCUUCCGCCAGGUGAAUGUCUUUGGAGACAUUGGCUGCAAAACUGUGAUCUUCAUCUACAGGACCUCCAGGGCCCUCUCUAUCUGGCUCACCUUUCUCCUGAGUGCAUACCAAUGCUUGUGCAUUGCCCCUCCUGGAUCAAGCUGGGCCUCAACCCGUGCUUUAGUUGCUCAAAAUUUAUUCAUUAUAUUCAUUUUCCUCUGGAUCCUCCACACCAGUAUGAGUGUGGGAGCCAUAGUGUUCUCUGUAAGCUCAAAGAAUCACACUACUCCGACAACAAGCGCUGUUAACACAGAGUUUUGUUAUGUAAACUUCCCAUCAGAUAUCCUUAAAGAAGGUUACGGGGCAGUACAAGUGAGCAGAGAUGUGGUGCCUAUAGUUCUCAUGACUCUAAGCAGCUUGAUCAUUCUUGUUCUCCUUUACAAGCACAGCCAGCACCUCAAGGGGCUCCGUGGUGCUGGCCAAGCUGGAUCAGGGAGCUCCGGGGCCGAGCAACGGGCUGCUAAAGUAGUAGUCGUGCUCGUGACCAUGUAUGUGGUUCUUUAUGGCGUCGAUAAUGGUCUUUGGGUGUACACGCUCACUGUGAGGCAAACAAUGCGCUCCUCGCUGAUCUCUGACCUGCGUGUAUUCUUUGCUUCACUGUAUGCCGCACUCAGCCCUCUAGUUAUCAUUGCAUCUAACAGGAAGGUGAACAGCAGGCUGAGGUGUGUUGCAAAGGAAAAGCCUUUGCAGGGGAAAACAGCUCGUCUCUGCUCUAUAUGAGGGUCAAUUUCACACAUGGCUGUAGGGGAAACUUAAGCUGAGUUAAAACUGUUUUUGUUUUUUUAUGUCUGGGUCAUGCUAGGAUUAAUAUGUUGAAACCAAAUGCUGACAAGAAUUACUUUGCUUUUAUCGCUGCUGUAGUCAUUUUACUAAGUUUCAAGGUUGAGUUGAGGAGGCGCCUUCUUCCGAGUAUUAAAGGUACAGUGGAGGAUGCUCCUUUUCCCAAGUGGUCCUCCUAAUUGUCAAUCAUUCUGGUGAUAUAUUUACAUAAGGGUCGUUCCCAUUUUCACUUACCGAUGGUGAGUCUGACAUAGUGGAAAAAUUGCAAAUCUUCUACUGGAGAGUAAGCUUGUAAGACCGAUGCAGCAACUUUUAAACAGAGCGUGCAUGAAGAGAAAUGGGCUCUGGAAUGCACUCGCACGCGUUUAAUAGGUGUUCUCUCAGUAGCAG
Molecule: messenger RNA, 1639 nt
Organism: Cyprinodon variegatus (sheepshead minnow)
Lineage: Eukaryota; Metazoa; Chordata; Actinopteri; Cyprinodontiformes; Cyprinodontidae
Product: vomeronasal type-1 receptor 3-like
Exons: 2
Coding region: 224-1189 (321 amino acids)
Biological process (GO): G protein-coupled receptor signaling pathway
Cellular component (GO): membrane
Molecular function (GO): pheromone receptor activity
Source: RefSeq, a predicted model, not a curated record